AUGGCCAAGAAUACACAAGUGUCCGUUACAUUAAUUUCCAAGGUAGAUUCAACAUUCAACUGUCAAGAGUUUCUCAAGGCUCGUGCCAAUGAAAGUAUGAUGGAAGGUGGCACGAAGGAACAAACUCAGGACAAUCCGUCUAUUUUUACCGGAGCACCAUCCGUAACACGACCAUUCCGUUUGGAUACUGGAGGAUCACAAGAAACGGCUCAAACAGUAAUGCCAGUUGUACUAGACUUGAACGUUGGAGAUUGUGAUGCUGCUAGUAUAGAUAAUCAUAUUAUAGAUAUUGUUCAUCCUCAUGUUGGUGGCAUUGGAUUUUGUCGAGGAGAACCUCUAACUAAUCGUGGUAAGAAGGUACAGAUGCUGAAGAUUUUAUCCCUAACUCUGCUUCCUAUUCUUGGUUUAUGGGCUUUCACUGUGUACAGUUUAUCUGACAGUAUUCAAGGCAAAACAGCCAUUGAACAGACUCAGUAUGCAGUAAAAUUUAGUGUAGAAUUGGGAAAAUUUCUUGAUAGACUCCAGAGAGAAAGAGACAUGUCCGUCCUGUAUCUAAGUAUCCUUGGUCCAGAAACUAAAACAUUUAUACUAAAUGAAUACCUUUUGACCGACCAAGCGCUGAAGCAGUUGUCAAAUUGGCCCGUGAAAGGUGAUCAAAACAGCAUCUUCACAACGAAGGACUCCUUCAAGAACUACCUCAGUAACCACAGAGCAGAACUUGACCCUAACAACUUCGAUAUCUAUGUUGAGAUGGAGUUUUAUUCACUGUUGAUUGAGAGAUUUGUCGAAUGGAUGUAUGAAGCUAUUCGAGAAUCCAACAUGGCUUCGAUUUGGAAGACAUUGGUAGCUUAUCAGAAGAUCGUAACUGGAAUGGAACACGUUGGUAUUGAACGUGCUUUGGGUGCCGUGUUUUAUGUCGCUGGUGGUUUUCCAAAACAGAGUGUUUAUGAAAGAUACAAUGAAAAAGUUCAUGUUUACAAAGCCAACUACCAAUCUGCUGUACUGUAUUCUAAAAUCGUUGAUCCUAUUUUUCAAGAAGGUGUAACCAGCAGUGGGACCAAUUUAACCUCCGUGAUUGAAAAGUUCCGGUUUGAGAUUCAGCAUACUCUAUCACGCGAUUUUUCCAUAACAAAAGGACAAUGGUGGUUUGAUAAUAUGACGCUUUACCUAGAUACUCUGUUAGUCAUUCAACAAGAUUUAGCCACUCUGAUUAACGGCAAAUUAGAAGAAAUUAUCAACGAAGAAGAGCGAAAUUUGAUUAUUAGCGCUGGUUUACUUGUAGUUGUUAUCUUGAUGUGUCCUCUAGUCAUCUACUCUGUUGAAUCUCUGACCAGUGACAUCCAGAAAUAUGCUUUGACUCUUGUGGAGAAGACUAAAGAACUGAGCAGAGAAAAGAAGAAAACUGACACGUUGCUUUAUCAGAUGGUGCCUAAACCAGUGGCCGAACAGCUUAAACUCAGACGAGAAGUAGAUGCUGAAUAUUUCAAGUCUGUGACGGUGAUGUUUUCGGAUAUAUUCGGGUUUACUAGGAUAGCUAAUGAGUGUACACCAUUUGAGAUUGUAGGGUUGCUGAAUAGCUUGUACACAGCCUUCGACGAGAAGUUGGAUAACCACGAGGUUUACAAAGUGGAAACAAUCAACGAUUCUUACAUGGUGGCUUCAGGCUUACCAACGAGAAUUGGAAACCGCCAUUCUUUAGAAGUAGCGGCCUUGGCGUGUGAAUUAAUGGAUAUGACAACACACAGAGCUUUCUCCCAUGAUGCUACUAGAUUUAUACAGCUGAGAAUUGGCAUAAAUACAGGACCCUGUAUGGCUGGUAUUGUUGGAUUAACUAUGCCUAGGUAUUGUUUAUUUGGUGAUACGGUUAAUACAGCAUCGCGGAUGAAAAGCUACGGACAUCCCAAUAAAAUUCAUGUGAGUUCCAGCACCUACAAAUCUCUAAAGAAACAUGGCGUAUUUGUGAUGAAACAUCGUGGUAAUAUUGAAGUUAAGGGUAAAGGCUCUCUCAAGACUUACUGGUUAAUUGGUCGCUCUGAUAAAAUGAGUUCAUCUCUUCUGGACGAGAUUGAAGAUGAAUGUCCUAAAACAAGUGGAAAUGAAGAGAUGCCGGGAGAAAUUCUACCCAAUUCUGGGGCACCGUUCGCAGGAAAACUGACCAUGUUUAUGACAGGUUAUCAGGAAGCAAUUCCAACCGGAUAUGACGUCGAUGAAAGCAAACCAUGUUCGUCAAGCACGGGUAAGACGCCGGAAAAGAAAAUGUCUAAAGCUGUGAAGAAGAUCAGUCAAACAAUGGAAAGCACUGAGAAAAUUGAUAUUUCGCAAUUUUGUUAA
Messenger RNA from Lottia gigantea (owl limpet), 2331 nucleotides. RefSeq lists its product as hypothetical. The transcript has 11 exons. NCBI's taxonomy places the organism in Eukaryota, Metazoa, Mollusca, Gastropoda, Lottiidae. Bases 1 to 2331 code for a protein of 776 amino acids. The record is from RefSeq and is a predicted model, not a curated record. Gene Ontology annotation, molecular function: peptide receptor activity; guanylate cyclase activity. Gene Ontology annotation, biological process: cGMP biosynthetic process; intracellular signal transduction; receptor guanylyl cyclase signaling pathway.